AUGGAAGAAAAUUAUGUGAUAUUUGAUUGUGAUAUCGGUAACGAUGAUGCCUGGGCCUUGAUAAUGUUAAUCAAGGCAGAGAAGUUGUUGAAGGAUUUGGCACUCAAGGGGAGGAGAGUUAAUGGUGCAGUGAAGCCUUUUAAGAUACUUGGUGUGACUUGUGUGCGGGGCAAUACUGAUGUGGACAAUGGUGUGGAGAAUGCGUUGAGGGUUUUGGAUGCAGUCGAUCGUUUGGAUAUACCUGUCUAUAGAGGCUGCGAUCAUUCCAUAAUACCCCCAAACUUCGAACACAAGCAUUUCCAUGGUCUGGAUGGAUUUGGAGAUGUUACAAAUUUACCGUAUGUGACAAAGGUCCAGGCUCGAACUGAACAUGCUGUAAACAUGAUGUACUCCAGUGUUUGUAAGAAAGAAAAAAUAUUCCAUAAUCGCUUAGUACGACCAUUCCGAAAAAUCUAUGUUUCUUAA
Messenger RNA from Musca vetustissima, 465 nucleotides. RefSeq lists its product as uncharacterized. The transcript is spliced from 3 exons. The coding region runs from base 1 to 465 and encodes 154 amino acids. Gene Ontology annotation, molecular function: hydrolase activity, hydrolyzing N-glycosyl compounds. The record is from RefSeq and is a predicted model, not a curated record. NCBI's taxonomy places the organism in Eukaryota, Metazoa, Arthropoda, Insecta, Diptera, Muscidae.